Molecule: messenger RNA, 1766 nt
Organism: Zingiber officinale
Lineage: Eukaryota; Viridiplantae; Streptophyta; Magnoliopsida; Zingiberales; Zingiberaceae
Product: myosin-2-like
Exons: 4
Coding region: 555-1535 (326 amino acids)
Source: RefSeq, a predicted model, not a curated record
UUUCCGUUCUGUUUUUGUUGCAACCUCAUUCUUCGAAUCCGAACCGGGGAGAGUAACGAUUUCGUUUCUCUUCUACGAUCUCUCGUCUCUUCUUUCCAUUUCCCUUUUGCUUUCUUUUCUACUUUGUUUCUUUUUAGCUUAGGCUCUUCGUUGAAUCCUAUUCUUGUUCUUUCUUGUUGGUAAUUGGUUUGGCCUUUCCCCUGGAGGAUAGAUCGAUAUCUCUCUUCUUAAGAGCUUCCUUUUUGAGGCGGACGCAGCUCAGUAUGCAAGAACCCUAAUUUUUGCAAUGGUUUUGUUCAUUUUUAGCUCAUGAUUCAGUGAAGCAGAUAAAAAGCUGCAACCUUGGUGGGAGCUUUUACGCAAAGAAAAUCAGCGCACCAAAGUUUCGAUUUUUAUGAAGAUUUCUUGGAGUGAAAGCCUGGAUUUGUUUUCUGAUCCUACAAAAAACAUUCUUCGGUUCUAGUAAUCGAGUUGGUAAUCGCCCUCCGUGGAGUGAGUUUUUGUUAGCUGCAUCGCUUGUUUGGGUGUUGGUCCUUUGCGCCGCCGGCGUCGACAUGUCUUCUGCCUUGCCGGCGGUUCCCACCCGCAGCGUGCUUGAGGAAAUGCUGGCUGCCCUCAAACUGAGCGAUGAGAAGCCGAAGGACGAGCCACCAGCAUUGCCUGCCCGGCCCACUUUGAAACGGCGGCCUCCUUCCACAAAGAACAAUUUGAAGUUUAAGAUUGAGAGUGUCCCUGCAGAGGUCUCAUCAAAGGACACUCAUUUCACAGAGAAGGCAAGCCCGGAAUCAAGUGAACUCAGCAACGGAGUCAUUGAGCAAGGUAGGGCAGAAAAAGUGGUUCAUUCUGGUGAAGAAGAUUUAGGUUCCCAUGAAGAAGACACCGAAAAGUCCCAUACUUCACAAAAGCUUGAUCAUGUUGAGCAGGAAAUGGCGCCCGCUUUGAGAUUGGAAGCGAUUGAGAAGGAGGUUGAUGACGUAAAGGAAGAAUUGAGACAAAAGGAGGGUGAGAAUGUUGCACUGUCGCAGAAAGUGCAAGAGUACCAGAAAAAGUGUUCUGUUUGCGAGGAAAAAAUGCACUCCAUGGAGGAUAUGUAUCAGAAGCAGAUACAGACCCUGAAGAUGGCCCUAGAUGCAGCACAGAAGAAUCUUUCUGUCGAUGACAAGGCCAAGCAACGAAUGUCUGAUGAAACACCAACUACUUAUCGACCGGUGAAUGAUGCGAACGACAAAAGUAACAAUGCUGUUUACCAAUUGGCAAAGGAGUUUGAGAAGCAGAAGCAGGUUUUCGAGGACGAUGCAAGGGGGCUCUGCAAUGUGAAAUCAUCACCAGGCCAGCCAGAAUUUUCUAGGAAAUCCUACGAAGAUCUUCGGAAGCUGAAGGCCCAAUAUGCAUCUUGGAAGAAGGAAUACAACACUCGUUUGCACGAUGCCAAGAAAGCUCUACGGGAGCUUGCAAAAUCAGAAGGCGAAAAAACCAGUAGAAGAUGGUGGUGCAAGCGAAGGAUCAUUCGAAAUAGAAUUUCACUAUGCUGUUAAUUCUGCCUAAUUCUAAUCUGCCAGCGGCUUGCUGUUGUUGAAACUCUAUGAAAUGCAGAGUUCAAAGGGACAUUGUUGCCGUGAAGCUGUAUAAGUCUCAACUGUUUCAGUGUUGCGCGGAUCUUUUCCCUCCGAUGGCGAGGGAGAAAACUUAAAGAUCUUUGUAAAGAGAAUAAGUGAGGAGUUGUAAAUGAUGCUAUAUGUAAUGACUAGGAUGAUGUUCUUGAUCAA